Molecule: messenger RNA, 315 nt
Organism: Staurois parvus
Lineage: Eukaryota; Metazoa; Chordata; Amphibia; Anura; Ranidae
Source: the annotation of a GenBank genome assembly
CUAAUGUUUUCCUAUGUGUCCAUGUACACAUUGUCGUUUACAGACAGUUGAAUUUACAGGUUUUUUUUUUAACGCACCAAACUUGAGUUCAGGAGUGGAUUUUAUCAGCGUUUCAAAUGCCAAAUGCUUGUAAAUGCUUCUAACCAUGUUCAUAAGCAUUUGAGUUUGGAAAAUUUUUUGAACUCUUCCAUUUCCAGAUGCUGUCCAAAGCCUUUUUUCAUCAUGAAAAAUGCAUGCAAAGCGUUUUCCCGGUACUCAAAUGGACCUGGCACACAAUACUUUGAGGUUUUGUAUGAAAAAAAAAUAUGUUAGACA